CUCCCGACAGCGAGGACGGAACGCUCUCUUUCUCUCAUGCCCCAGGCACUAGGCGUGAGGCAGGUUGCGUUAGGCAUCGUCACCUCUGCCCUGAGACUGACCAGUGAUGGCAAUAGCUGCACUCCAAAGCCUGGCACUGUGGGGGCUCUUCAUGAUCACAGUGGCCGACGCUGUGGUGCCCAGAAAUUUUUCCAUACCUUCGGUUCGAGCAGAGCUCGGAAACUCUUUCCAACUGCAGUGCAACGUCAGUUCUGGAGAGGAUGUCACCUGGGAGAUGAGGAACUACAACAGCUCGACCUGGGAAACGCUUGACUCCAAGGAACCCCUGUACCGUUGGGAGAAAGUGAAUGAGAAGGACCUGGGCAUUUACCGUUGCCAGAACAAGGUGACGGGAAAAGUAUCCUGCAGCGUUGGACUCCGGGUUUACAAAUCACAUCGCAAGUUCUUCAAUAUCAGGGAAUCGCAGAAGAACAUCAUCCUCAUGGUGGAAGGCAUACUCCUCCUCAGUCUGGUUGUCAUCCCAGGGACAAUUCUGCUUCGAGAGAAAUCGCAAAGAACUUUGAAGGAAAAAAUCCAGCGCUAUAAAGAAGAGAAUGAGAAUCUAUAUGAGGGUCUGAACCAGGCCGAGCUGACCACCUAUGAGGACAUCACACGGGGCCAGCAGUCCAUGUACCAGGACGUGGCAAACUACAGGCUAAGUGACAGCCAACUGGAGCAGCCCUGAGGGAUGGGCUCAGGGGUGGAUUGCCACCCAUCUUCUCUCCCUCCAUCACAGCCCAGGAAGGGGAGCUGCAUUACCCACUGAUGCCAAAAGGUGGUGCUGUAACUGCAAUGCACCUGCCUCCAACCAGCAGGGGACAGCAUCUGGUGGUGUGGAGGGAA
Messenger RNA from Stegostoma tigrinum, 882 nucleotides. RefSeq names its product CD79a molecule, immunoglobulin-associated alpha (gene cd79a). The transcript is spliced from 5 exons. NCBI's taxonomy places the organism in Eukaryota, Metazoa, Chordata, Chondrichthyes, Orectolobiformes, Stegostomatidae. The record is from RefSeq and is a predicted model, not a curated record. Gene Ontology annotation, cellular component: external side of plasma membrane; B cell receptor complex. Gene Ontology annotation, biological process: B cell receptor signaling pathway; B cell differentiation. Bases 107 to 724 code for a protein of 205 amino acids.